This is a messenger RNA of Talaromyces proteolyticus, 1099 nucleotides long. RefSeq lists its product as uncharacterized. Lineage: Eukaryota; Fungi; Ascomycota; Eurotiomycetes; Eurotiales; Trichocomaceae. The transcript has 2 exons. The coding region runs from base 104 to 1069 and encodes 321 amino acids. Gene Ontology annotation, cellular component: mitochondrion. The record is from RefSeq and is a predicted model, not a curated record.
UCAUAUAUCCCUCAACUUUUGAAGCGCCGUUCACCUCCAUGACGCAUCGACUCUCAUCGCGUUUAUACACCCUAAAUCUCCAUAAUUAUACUGUUAUCUUGCCAUGUCGCGAGACGCCUCCGCCAACUCGGUCUCUCCCAAGGAGCAGCUUUCAGCCGCCGUGCCAGCACGGGUCAAGGACACCGCGAAGCAAUGGAAUACACGCAGCUUAGGCCUUCGACUUGGAGCCGAUGCUGCGAGUGCUGCUGUGGCUGGUGCUCUGAUAUGUCCUCUCAUCACCAUCAUUGACCGUGCGAUCAUGGAAAAGGCGUCAAAGGGUAUAUCUAUUCAGCACACGCUGACGUCUGGUCUCAAAUCAAUCGUUAUGCGACCCGCCGGUUUCUUUUUCUCAGCUCCAUUCCUCCUGAUUUACACGUUGUACUCGGGUACCUACCUAACCGCCAACACCAUUGACACGGUCACAUCCACACUACGAAACCAACCCUUCUCGACCGUCACGCCCGGAACUGCAAAGUUCCUAACUACAACGACCGUCAACAUGUCGAUAUGUGUUUACAAAGAUGCUCGCUUUGCCAAGCUCUUCGGCCCAUCGAGCAGCCAAUGCCACCCGACUGGCUCAUCCUCUGCAGCCGCUGCAACCGUGACAAAGGCGCCGCAAAUACCCAAGAUGUCGUAUUCAUUAUUCUGCUUGAGAGACAGCAUCACGAUAUUCGCAUCUUUCAACGUUCCAGCGCUGAUUGCGCCCCAAAUACCGGAUUUUGUCGCCUCGACUCCGAAUAUGAAGGCUGCCAUUGCGCAGUUUUCGUGUCCUGCGCUUAUGCAGUUUGUCAGCACCCCGAUGCAUCUGCUAGGCCUGGACUUGUAUAACCGGCAACCACCGGGUGGGUUGAGCUGGCGCGAUAGAUUGUCGCGGAUUAGGAGGGACUAUAUCGUCAGCUCAUUUGCUCGUAUGGGCAAGAUCGUGCCUGCGUAUGGUGUCGGCGGUGUCGUUAAUGUGAGGUUACGCGCUGCUCUGAUGGAGAAAUUGCAGUUGCAGGAUGAUCAGAAACGCCAAUUAUCAACUGUAUAGAAAAAAUUUUUAUUCUGAUGACUUACGACU